CCGUCAUUCAAUCUCCUAUCAGCUGUCCGACAGAAAGGAAGCUAUUCUCUGUUUGUCUUCCAGAUUGGUGCCGGCUGUGCCUGUGUUUUUACUUUUUUAAUAACGUUUAAAUACGCUUUUUGUUUUGCAUUACAGUCAGUCGAAUGCCUCCGUUACUAUUACUUGCUAAUUGAUAAGGGUGAAGUUUUAACGAUAGAUUGAGUCAUACUAGGAGAUGUGUUUUGGUGUACUGUUAUACACAUAGCAGAUUUUUCAACUCGAACAUGAACACCAAAGAAACUCAUUCUCUGAUAUUGGGGUUGCUCGUCAUUUGUCUAAUGACGGCUCAAAUCAGUGCCAAAUAUGAAUACCAAAUCAAGUAUCUGGAUGUUCCGUUGGACCAUUUUACGUAUGUGAACGAAAGUGUCACAUUUAAAAUGAGAUACCUGGUCAAUGACACCUACAAUCCGGAUGGGAAAGGCCCCAUCCUGUUCUACACUGGUAACGAGGGUGAUAUCGAAAACUUUGCCCAGAACACCGGAUUCAUGUGGGACAUUGCGCCCAAGUUGAAAGCGUCGCUCGUUUUUGCGGAACAUCGCUUCUACGGCAAAACGCUUCCAUUUGGGAACGCUUCCUACGAAUCUCCGAAGCAUCUGGGGUACCUCAGUUCGGAACAGGCGUUGGCGGAUUUCGCCGAUCUGCUGGCGGAGAUUAAUCCUUCCAAUCGGUCAACCCGUGGUCGACCGGUAAUUGCCUUCGGUGGUUCUUACGGGGGAAUGUUGGCCGCGUGGUUCCGCAUGAAGUAUCCGCAUCUGGUUACCGGUGCCAUCGCGUCCUCUGCUCCGAUUCGUCAGUUCGACACUGAUUGCGGCGUGUUCAGUCAGAUUUUAACAUCGGUUUUUAGCGUUGCGUAUACCAGGGAAUGUUCAUUGAAUAUUGCCAGAUCGUGGGAUACUCUGAAGAACUACUCCUCGACUGCUGACGGCUUGAAAACGUUGAAGGACAAGUUCAAGUUCUGUGGGAACAUCACCAAGGCAGAGGAUAUCACCGAGACAUUCUUCGAUUACCUCACAGAUGUUUAUGGAAACUUGGCCAUGAUAAACUACCCGUACAAUUCUAGUUUCCUGGCACCGGUUCCGGCGUAUCCGGUGAGGGAAUUUUGCGGUCGAUUGGCUCAGAACUUCACCGGGCUCGAAUUAAUUGGCCGUCUGCAGGAGGCGUUGAGUAUCUACUCGAAUUACACCGGUAAGACCAAGUGCCUGAACAUCGCGAAUGCCUACGAUGACAAUAUGGGAACAUCCGGAUGGGAUUUCCAAUCGUGCACGGAAAUGUGGAUGCCAAUGUGCUCCGAGGGAUCCGGAAAAGACAUGUUCCCGAAGAAGGCUUGGGACGAGAAGAAGUUCUCAGACGAUUGUUUCAAAAAGUUUGGUGUACGACCGAAGAAGACUGUCGCGUUGACUACGUAUGGUGGAUUGUAUUUGGAUGGAGCAUCGAACAUCGUGUUCAGCAAUGGGCUUAUGGAUCCGUGGUCUGGAGGUGGUGUCCUGCAGUCGCCAAACAACGCCAUCAAAGUGGUGUUGAUACCCGAAGGUGCCCAUCACAUUGAUUUGCGUGCAGCGGAUGAGAAUGACCCCGGCUCGGUGCGAGGAGCGCGUCAAGUGCAUCUGCAAAAUAUUCAGAUGUGGAUCAAGCAGUACCGUAAAAUGAUGGGCUAGAAUGACGGAACAUUAGUGCUUCCUGUACGAAGUGUUUUGGUUGAAAUUUCUUGGACUGUCAAUUUGUACUGCAUAUAAAAACAUUUUAUUUCAAUAAUAAAAAUCUAUUCUUCAUUAAAAA
Messenger RNA from Aedes aegypti (yellow fever mosquito), 1815 nucleotides. RefSeq names its product lysosomal Pro-X carboxypeptidase. The record is from RefSeq and is a predicted model, not a curated record. Gene Ontology annotation, biological process: proteolysis. The coding region runs from base 264 to 1694 and encodes 476 amino acids. The transcript has 4 exons. Gene Ontology annotation, molecular function: serine-type exopeptidase activity; dipeptidyl-peptidase activity. Lineage: Eukaryota; Metazoa; Arthropoda; Insecta; Diptera; Culicidae.